AUAGAUGAUUUUGAGUAUGGACAAAUAUUGGGUGAAGGUGCUUUUGGCCAAGUUCGUUUGUGUGUCCAUAAAGCAACAGAACUUCAAUACGCAGCUAAAGUAUUGAAGAAGGAAAAACUUAUUAAGGCCAAACAAACGAAAUAUGUCAAAUCAGAGAAGGAAAUAUUAUUGGAGAUGGAUCAUCCUAACAUUUCAAAAUUGUGUUAUACCUUCACUGAUGAAAAGAAGUUGUACUUUGUGUUGGAACUUAUUUCUGGAGGAGAAUUAUUUGAGUGUAUUAUAAAGAGCAAUGUAGCAAAUGAUAAUAAGGAAUUGAAAAAAGUUGCUCAAUUUUACAUGGCUCAAAUGUUGGAAGCACUGAUCUAUAUUCACAGUCUUAAUAUUUGUCACAGAGAUCUUAAACCCGAAAAUCUAAUGCUUACAGGAUCUGGUAAUUUAAAAUUGGUGGAUUUUGGUAUUGCAAAGAAAAUUGAUAGACCAGGUCCGAAUACAUUCUGUGGUACUGCUGAAUAUUUGGCACCCGAAGUUGUCAGUAAUAAUGAAUAUGGUAUUAUGGUAGAUUGGUGGUCUUAUGGUUGUAUUAUUUACGAAUUAUUUUGUGGAAAGAGUCCUUUUUACAGCUCUAGUAUGGCUGUAACUUGUCAAAAGAUUGUUGAUAGAGACAUCUAUUGGCCAAAGACAAUGCCACCAGAUGCCAAGGAUUUAAUUAAUGGACUUCUCACUACAGACCCAGAAAAGAGAAUUGGAGGUCCUGAAUUAAGAAAGCAUCCAUUUUUCAAAGGAAUUGAUUGGAAGAAUUUA
This is a messenger RNA of Naegleria gruberi, 801 nucleotides long. RefSeq lists its product as uncharacterized. Gene Ontology annotation, molecular function: ATP binding; protein serine/threonine kinase activity. Gene Ontology annotation, biological process: intracellular signal transduction; peptidyl-serine phosphorylation. NCBI's taxonomy places the organism in Eukaryota, Heterolobosea, Eutetramitea, Acrasida, Naegleriidae. The transcript has 3 exons. The annotation marks the transcript as partial. The record is from RefSeq and is a predicted model, not a curated record.